Messenger RNA from Sipha flava (yellow sugarcane aphid), 1071 nucleotides. RefSeq lists its product as uncharacterized. Bases 1 to 1071 code for a protein of 356 amino acids. Gene Ontology annotation, biological process: DNA integration. The record is from RefSeq and is a predicted model, not a curated record. The transcript has 2 exons. NCBI's taxonomy places the organism in Eukaryota, Metazoa, Arthropoda, Insecta, Hemiptera, Aphididae. Gene Ontology annotation, molecular function: nucleic acid binding.
AUGUGUAAGUUACUGGACAUCGAUAAAUCUAAAACCACUCCGUGGCAUCCUCAAACUAAUGGGUUUUUGGAGAGAUCACAUAAAACUUUAAAAACAUACCUACGUAGUUUUGUCGAUAAAGAUAACAAUUGGGACCGUUUAUUAUGUUAUGCAAUGUUCUGUUACAAUACUACCGUGCAUAGUUCAACAUCAUAUACUCCCUAUGAAUUAGUUUUUGGGCGAAAACCAAAUAUUCCAUCAACAUUCUUUAAAGAGCCGGAACCACAAUAUAAUUACGACAAUUACGUCAUAGAUUUAAAACGAAUGAUGCAGGAGGCUCAUAAAAUAGCGAGAGAAAACUUAAUAAAGAAAAAAGUGUUAUUUUAUUUUGUUAUCAGGGAAAUAUCUCAUAAGUUCGUCAUCCUGGAUUUCGAGUUUUUUCCUAUUGACAGAUACUCUAAAGUAUUAAUAUCCGGAGCUAUUUCCAAUAGUCUUGACCAAUUUAAAAUAACCAAAUUGGAAGGAAGACCAUGGUAUUUACCAAAAGGGCAUGAGGAGGUCAGACCAAUGAGUGACCGUGAAAUGCACCGAGCCAUGAUGGAAAUACACAGGAUAUUUAAAAAGAAAACCGAAAUUAGGGAGGCGUGCUUGAAACAAUUAAAAAUCAGUAUUAAAACUUCGUUAAAUACAUUAAACCCGAAAUUCAUAAAGAAUUAUUUAGAUAAAGGGUCGAAGGUUUGCGUAAUUAUACUAUUUUGUGGGCAUAGUGAUAAGGAUAUAUUAAAAAAAUUAAAUAUUUAUGAUUACACUAUGCUCAACAUAUUGUGUUACGAUAAAAAUAAUAAUCAAUCGUUUUAUUUGCAAUUAGAAAAUUUAAAGAAUAAAAAAAUGAUAUGCGAAUUUGAUUUGGGAAAAAUUGAUAAGCAAGGUAGAUUAUUGAACCUUGUAGAAACGCACAAACUAAUUUGUAAUAAAAAACACAAAGUUACAUACGCGCAUGAUCCAUGCACGGAUGUAAGAUUUACUAAAUGUAUUUUCGAUUAUAUUAUAAGACGUUAUCGAUACGAAAACUUAAUAAAACAUUGUUAUUAA